UCGAUUUGGUUUUUCCGACGCCAGGCCACAAUUCUUCGACCCACUGCUUUCGCUCGCUCGAUCUGCAUCGUGUCCCUAAUUGUCGACCGGCCUGUACGGAUUAUCCCCGCUCUCUACUCAUAUAAACUUGAUAAAUUUUAUAUCGUUAGAUUAAAAAUAUGUCAGUCAUUCAAUCUACUUCUAUUAAUAACUCACGUGUUACGUUCGAUUUACUACGUAGCAUUGAAAGUAACGACGUAUUUGGAUUUAUCGAUGGAUUAACGCUCGCCAACGAGGCAAGCGAGCACUCGUCCGACGACGAGCCACUAAUUUUCCAAAUUCUAAAUAGCCCCGUAAAGUACAGACCGUGUACAUAGCUGCCGAUCGUUUUUCAAGAGCACAGCUCGCAGCGAUUUAAUUACUUUGGAACCGCGAGACUCUGCGACGCUGGCUCGCCGGCGCAUUAGACUUGGUUAAUUAUUGACGGGGCAGCGCGCCGCGCUAAUGGUGCCAAAGAUAGCGCUUUAAUUUAAUUAUCGGGCCGCGCGCGCGUACGUGAAAUUCGGAACGUACACCCUUGCCCGCGCGAGUUCACCUUAUCGCGGACGCAGCAAAAUAAACAAAGCCGCGAUGGCGGCCCCGUUCGGCCGGUUCCGAGUGCCAAACAACUGCGCGCCUUGUUUUCCUCAUUGGUUCGACGAAGGGAGCUUUCUCGGGCGCGAACCGCUGGCUCGCGACCGGUUGACUCGCCUCCUCGACAGCGCGCCCGAAAAAUCGGCGCGGGGGAGAGAGACGCGUCGCGGCGGCGCCGGGUCAUCGUCUCGUCGUCCGCCCCGCUGAACGUGCACGCGUGCCGAUCACGUGGGCAAUUUGGCGGCGCGGCGCCCAGCUCACGUCCCCGGCACGCGGCGCCUCGUGAUUCACCGCGCAUCCCCGAGCCACGACUUAAUUGAUCGUCGACCGCGCGCGAGUUCGCUCGUGCGUGCGGUGCGGAGCUUCCCAACUGAUAAUUCCGCGCGCGCGCGCGCGACGACGAUGACGCUCCCGCUGACGCGGGUCACGCGCCGCGAGUGCACGGCUCGUUCGUCGCGCGAAAUUAUCAGUCGCGCGCUCCUCGGUAAUUUGGCUGAAAUUACGGUGAGCCGCAUCCACGUCCGCUUUGACAGUCAGCCGCGCUCGCGUAAAUAAUUCGUCGGCAAAAGGCGCGAAUAAUUGAUUUGCUCGCGGAGCCGAAGCUCGCAGUUGAGCUUGCGACGGAGAACAGGUAAGGCAGAGGACUACUCUUCUGCGCUCGGCUGAGACGAAUGAACAUUUUCGCGAUCGUUCUGAGCCUCGUAGUAUCGAAAGUCGUUGCGCGUCGGCUCGACGAUUUCGCGGUUGAUUAUUUUCUCUACAAGCGAGUAGCCAGUGUCGUCGUACUCAAUCUCGAAAUGGACCAGGAUAAUCUGUCGCUGAUGCAACGACUGAACUACGUUGGCAUCAUGACCUCCUCUGCCAAAAUAUACCGAGAUAUCAAUAUCCAUUCCUUGGCCAAUACCCAGUACCACAAGGUGGGUGUUUUCGUCGAUGGGCAGCGCGACGCAAACAGAACCUUGUAUUCGGCACUUUCCGAGUUACGAAAAGCAAACGUGACAGGCUGGCUGCAAUCGAAUGUUCGAUGAGCUACAUCAUUGGCUUGUGAUAACUGCCGCACAUGAUAAUUUGAGAAGCCUGAUCGAUGACAGUAACUUCGACUUAUCAACGGACUUUGUUCUGGCCGUAGCGGCUGACGGCUAUAAAAUGUACGACCUCUACAAUCCCAGCAAAGCCCAUGGCUUGAAAUUGAACGUCACUUUUAUGGGCACCUGGACGGAGGAACGCGGCCUGCGGAUUCUGUUGACGCAAAGCAAAUACGCCAGGAGAGCCAAUCUACAGGGAAUGAUUUGGAGGGUGGCUUACCUAACAGUGAGAAGUCGCUUUAGCAAGUACAAACCGAGCGGCGUGCUGCUGGAAAAUCAUUUGAAGGAUUUGGAAAAGACCGGCACCAAAGACAAUCUCGCGAAAUUCGGCUACAGCGUGGUGAGCCAUCUGGCCGAAAAGCACAAUGCUACGAUGGUUUUGCGACAAUACGGGCUGUGGAGGAAGGGCGACACGGUCGGGCCCCUCACGCGGGCGUUGCACUACGGCGAAGUCGACAUAACCGGCACCGUAAUCAGCGUCACCGGGGAGAAAAUCCACCUCGUGAAAUUCGUCUACAACGUGUGGCCGUUCAGAACGUGCUUCAUGCUCCGAAGCCCGCAGCCAAAUGUCAUAAAGAUGCGCCAGAUUUUCGGGCAGUUCGACUCGAGUGUCUGGCGCACGAGCGCGCUCGUCGCGUUGCUCUCCUUCCUCGGUCUGGCGCUGACUUUUCAUCUGAGAAGCGCCAAGUCAAGUUUCGCGCACUGCUCCGACUCGGGAUUGAUCCUCGUGGGCUGCAUUUGUCUGCAAUGCACUCAGCUCGAUCUCAACAACCUCUCCACUCGGGUGGCUUUCCUGAGCACGAUGCUGUUUAGCUCGCUCAUGUACAAUUACUACUCGGCGAGCGUGGUAUGCGCUCGAUUGAGCGACACCAUUGUAAAGAUGCCCGAUUCGCUGCUCAGCUUGGCGCAAUCCAAAUUGACCGUUGCCAGCGAGCCGAUGAUCUACUUCGAUUUCCUCAUGAAGGAUCACGGAAGGGACGCCGAUUACUUCAAUAGAACCAAGUGGCAAAAAGUCCCCGAGGCAGACAAAUUCAUGUUGCCGGAGAAAGGCAUGCAGCUGGCAAAAACUGGUGGCUUCGCUUAUCAUACUCACCCAGAUGUCGGAUAUCCCUAUGUUAAUCGAUUGUACGAUAAUCGUCAGACUUGCGAGCUCACCGAAGUUCACCUUGGUAGGCUGACCUACAGGUCUAUAGCUGUCGCUUACAACAGCUCGUUUGCCGAGAUUGCAAGGGUGGGGUUCGCUUGGAUGUCUGAGGUCGGAAUUCGACAUCGUCAAUUGGUUAAAUGGACGUCCAGGAAACCACGUUGCCGGAGUGACAUUCUCAGCGCAGCUAGUAUAACAAUAUACGAGUUUGCCCCACAACUGAUAAUAUUAUCGUUUGGUUUGUGGCUUGCUAUGACAAUCUGCAUCGGUGAAAUUAUUGCGGAUAAAUAUAAUAUGCCCAGCUAGGUUGCUAGAACAAUCGAAUUCUCAAGAAUUUUCCAAUACCUCAUGCUGUGCAACAAAAUAUACGAUGAUCCAAA
Molecule: messenger RNA, 3221 nt
Organism: Phymastichus coffea
Lineage: Eukaryota; Metazoa; Arthropoda; Insecta; Hymenoptera; Eulophidae
Product: ionotropic receptor 75a-like
Exons: 9
Coding region: 1630-3147 (505 amino acids)
Source: RefSeq, a predicted model, not a curated record